GCCAUGUCUAACACACCUUCCCUUAAUAUAGCCUUAAUCGCCGAACAACGGUCGACCUUCCACAAGCAAGGUUAUUCAGAAGAAGAAUGUGCGGCUUUACCACACAACGGUGAAACCGAUACUGUUUUGACUACACUGCGAGAACUUGGCCAUCAUGUUAUACUAGUGCCAGGAAUCCAUUCCCUUGUCAAACACCUAGCGGCUGGCACAUAUAAGGAUUGGGAUCUGGCAUUUAACAUGGCACAAGGCUUUCAUGGGCCAUCCAGGGAAGCCCAGGUUCCGGCGCUGUUAGACGCCUACCAAUUGCUUUACACUUUUUCUGACGCUGCCACGAUGGCACUUUGUCAGAAUAAGGUCUAUACUAAGACUAUCCUGACUCAUCAUAACAUACCCACAGCUCCCUUCUGGGUAAUCUCACGAAAGGAUCAGGAACUGAGGCUUGAGAAUCUUAACAAUAUGUUAUCGCACUAUCCACUCUUUUUGAAGCCAGUUAUAGAAGGAUCUUCUAAGGGGAUCGACGGAUUUAACAAAGUGACAGACCCUGCAGAGUUAGUAUCGGCAGUCAAUAGGCUAAGAUCAAUAUUACCCGACCAAGAUAUCUUAGUGGAACCUUUUCUGCCUGGACGGGAGCUUUCAGUGAGCAUUUUAGGAACUGGUGUCCAGAGUCGUGUGAUUGGCGUAACAGAGUUACUGUGGCAAAAUCCCUCCAGCGACAGUAACAGGGGAAGUGGAAGUUCCAGCGGUUUAGAGUUUGCCAGCAGAUUAAGCAAGGGUAGCGACACAAAUAUGCUGGUAGCAUGCAAUAACCCUGGACUUAUGACUGAACCACAGGUCAAGAUUGCCUGUCAGGUUGCAUUGGACGCUUGGAGGACUCUUGGCUGCCGCGAUGCUGGACGUGUCGAUAUUCGAUUUAGCUCCAAUGAGCAGGAUGCUGUCCCUAAUAUUCUAGAGCUUAAUCCUAUUUCCGGCCUUCUUCCCGGCCAUUCUCCGUUGGCGAGCAGUGCCGAAGAAAAUGGGAUCCCGUACAAAAGCUUGUUGGCAGCAAUCAUCCAGAGUGCUCUCGCCGGAAGGUCUGCUUGCUAUUCUUAG
Molecule: messenger RNA, 1089 nt
Organism: Aspergillus caelatus
Lineage: Eukaryota; Fungi; Ascomycota; Eurotiomycetes; Eurotiales; Aspergillaceae
Product: D-alanine--D-alanine ligase family protein
Exons: 3
Coding region: 4-1089 (361 amino acids)
Biological process (GO): peptidoglycan biosynthetic process
Molecular function (GO): ATP binding; D-alanine-D-alanine ligase activity; metal ion binding
Source: RefSeq, a predicted model, not a curated record